Colletotrichum karsti is the source of this 4587-nucleotide messenger RNA. RefSeq lists its product as uncharacterized. The coding region runs from base 1 to 4587 and encodes 1528 amino acids. The record is from RefSeq and is a predicted model, not a curated record. Gene Ontology annotation, molecular function: polygalacturonase activity. Lineage: Eukaryota; Fungi; Ascomycota; Sordariomycetes; Glomerellales; Glomerellaceae. The transcript is spliced from 21 exons.
AUGGCGUCCAAGGUGAUCUUCUGGCUUGCAGCAGCUACGGCUGCGGUCGGGAGCAUCACGAGUCUUCCUCCUCUCCCGUCUGGUUACAGCUCACCUGGUCUUCCGGCCGGUCGACCAAUUGAGGCAAUUCCGUACAUGGUGGAUAACACCGGUAACACCCACAAUGUUGCCCCUGAUAAAGGAACACUCGAUAAGCCGGUCACAACCAAGGAAGAACGGUUGCGACUGAAGAAGCCGGGCAAUGGCUCCACCGGCUCCGAAGGCCCGGUCACCACCAAGAUCGAGUCGCGGGAGUCAAACUCUCGCCGAGUCUUUGGCCCGGAGAAGCGCCAGGGUGGAAGUUACUGGUUGCAGGACAUUACCCAUGGACAAAUGCCAUUUGCACCCAGUGGAUAUGAAUUCUUCAGAAACGUGAAAGAUUACGGAGCGGUCGGUGAUGGCGUGACUGACGACACAGAAGCGAUCAACAGAGCCGCCUCCCAAUUCAGCAAGUCGGAUGAUACCGAGAGGUGCGGAAAGGAUUGUGGUCAAACGACGACACUUGGAGCCAUGGUCUACUUCCCGCCCGGAACGUAUCUGAUCAGCGCGCCUAUUAUUCAAUAUUACUACACUCAGUUUGUUGGUGAUGCCGCCAACAGACCUACCAUCAAAGGAGCCAAGGACUUUACUGGAAUUGCCCUGAUUGAUUGUGACCCCUAUAUCCCCGAAGGAAAUGGCGCCAAUUGGUACAUCAACCAGAACCAGUUCUUCCGGCAAAUUCGCAACUUCAGACUCGACUUGACGGCAAUGAAUCGCACGAACUAUGACCACGACCAGGAAUACGCUCCUACCGGUAUUCACUGGCAAGUGUCGCAGGCAGCUUCGCUUCAGUACAUCCAUUUCGAGAUGCCCGUAUCUGACGCAGACGGCUCCACAACGGCGGUCGGAAUCUUCAUGGAAAAUGGCUCUGGCGGUUUCUUGAGCGACUUGACCUUCUUCGGCGGCAACAUCGGCUUUCGAGCGGGCUCGCAACAGUACACAGCUCGCAACCUGCAGUUCACGUCCUGCCUCACAGCUAUCUCCAUGAUUUGGGACUGGGGAUUCACGUGGCAAAACAUUUACGUGUACAGCUGUUGGGUUGCUAUUGACUGCACCAGUGUCGGAGGAAUCGGUAACCAGGGAACCGGUUCAAUCACCGUGCUUGACUCUCACUUCAACGGUGUCCCGUACCCCAUCACGCUUCGUAACGGAGGUCCUCACCCCAACAUCGUUUUGGACAAUCUUCUGGUCGAGAAUUCCGCCAGCAUUGUUUUGGUUUCUGGGGGCGAGACGAUUUUCGAAGGUUCCUCAGGUCAGACGUUUUUCACAUCUUGGGCUAUGGGCUCUCGGUGCUCCAGCAAGAGCGGCAAAUGCUCAUACGAGACUGGCCUACUUGAUCCUGCACCAAGAAAGCCACAGAGUCUCCUCGACGGGUCGGGUAACAUCUUUGCCAGAUCCAAGCCCACUUAUACCAACUACAGCCCCUCCAGCUUUGUCGUCGUCACGGCUCAGGGUGUGAAGAACGAUGGCACUGGCGAUCAGGCAGAUGCUAUCAAUAGCAUCCUGAAAAGUGCUGCGGCUGGCGGGCGACCAGUUUUCUUCCCUUCCGGUGUCUAUCUUGUCGAGAAGACUGUUUUCAUACCUGUGGGGUCGAUCAUUAUUGGCGAGGCAUGGUCUCAGAUAAUGGGAACCGGUUCUUUCUUCUCAGACGAGAGCAAGCCUCAACCUGUCAUUCGCGUCGGCAACAUUGGAGAUUCUGGCGUUGUUGAGAUCUCAGACAUGUUGUGGACAGUGAAGGGCGGCACUGCUGGAGCCAUUCUCAUGCAGUGGAACGUCCACGAAAGCACAAAGGGAAGCGCUGCGAUGUGGGACUGUCAUUUUCGUGUGGGCGGUGCUGUUGGAACCGAUCUGAGGAUCGAUGAUUGCCCCAAGUCAACAGGCGAUGCGAAGAAAGACUGCAUCGCCGCCUCCAUGCUGUUUCAUGUCACCGCUCGUGGUUCUGGCUACUUCGAAAACGUCUGGGUCUGGACUGCUGAUCACGACAUGGAUGUUGAGCAUCGCUACAUCGAGGAUGGAAACACGACCACGUCUGCGCAGAUCAACGUCUACACAGCGAGAGGCACUCUCAUUGAGUCGCAAGGCCCAACUUGGCUGUACGGAACGGGAUCAGAGCACCACGUGCUCUACCAAUACCAGAUUCAGAACGCUAAAGACGUCUUCCUCACCCACAUUCAGACUGAGACUCCUUAUUACCAAGCUGGUCCAGAUGCCCUGAAGCCCUUCAAGGUUGGCAGCUGGUCUGGUGACCCCGACUUCGGCGACUGCUCGGAGAAGUACUGCAAGGAGGCAUGGGGCCUCCGAGUUCGCAGCUCUUCCAAUGUCUUGCUGUACACCGCCGGUCUCUACAGCUUCUUCCAGGAAUACGAUCAGGCCUGCCUCGACACAGAAAGUUGCCAGGAAAGACUCGCAGAGACCAGUUUCAGUGAAGGCCUUUGGUUUUACAACAUCUUCACCAAGGGCGGAGUGCAAGUGAUCACUCCUCGCGGUGGAAUCCCUCCAUUGAUGCAGAAGGGCACUGAUCAAGAGGGUUUCACGACGGAAGUAAGUGCCUGGCUUGUUCUUGCGCUUGACGGUGGCGACUUGGGCGGUGACGGUGGAAACCAAGAAUCUGGCUCGGAUGUUGUCUACAUUGACUCCAAGGUCUUCGUCUCACCAAGCCCAACAGUGGCGUGCUGGCCACCUUGCACAUUGGUCUGGCCAUCCUCGACCAUGUCUUCCGCGACGACGAUCAGAUUCGACCCCAUCGACACAACAAUAACGAUCGGAGGCUCGACGGUUACCAAAGUCACUGUGUCUGAAAUCACCACCACGGUGGUCAGUUUCUUUGACCAGACCAUCGAAAAAUAUGAGACGUCGUCGACCUUUGCUCUCGUCCCGAAGUUCAAGCCGCCACCAGUGACGAUCUCCGUCGGCGGCACCACGACGACUGUGACGGUGCGCCCUUUGUCUACUUCGAAGCCGGCAUCAACGACCACCGUAUUCUACUCUCUCGGAACCACGACCACUGUUUCUGGCGGUACGACCUGGACAUACUCCAUUGACCAAAUCACCUCACUGAGCACUUUGGAUGGCUCAACCUCUACCACUGUCACAAUGACGAGGUCGCAAAGCGACGAUGACGAUGACGAUGAUGACGACAUUAUAAUUUUCCCCGUCUGGCUUGGCACCGGAGGCUUCUACUGGUCUCCUGUCUGGCCAACACCGCUUCCCACCCCUCCGCCUAAACCGCCAACGCUGCCGAAACCCCCGCCUGUUCCCACCGUGCCGUGCUUCAAGUUGUUCGGAAUCUUCUCCAUCAUGUGCCCGCCAGACAAGUCCAAACCGACGACAACAUUCAAGACUGGUGCCCCUGAGCCAACUUGCACCGGCAAAUGCGGUACUAAAGAUGAUGGUGACGAUGACGAUGACAAGGAGUCUUCAACGUGCGCUACAGCAACUUCCACCGAGUGCCACAACAACUGCAGAGAGACUCCUUGCCGACGCGUCUGCAACACUUACGUCGGUUGUAGCUGUCCCACACAGACCGUCACGAACCAUUGGGUGUCUUGUUCGUCCACCUCUUGCACGACAACCAGCAGUAACGUUGUCACGGGCUGCUAUGAGACGGGCAAGGCGACUACUACAGGAGACUACUGUCCACUUGCGACUGCCGAUCCCAAUGAGGACCAAGGAACAGACGGGAAGAGACCCAAUCCCAGUGUUGGUACCGUUACCAAGCCACCUGUGGUCAUCAUUGGCGACAACGCGUAUCCCGUCACCUCAGGCUCGGUCUACAUUUCUGGAACUUGGUAUGGUGCCCCCUCGGUCGGUUCGGGAUCAACAAUCACCACCACCAUCAACGGUCAACCAGCUACUGUCUAUCCCGGUACUACCAGCCGAGGCGUCAUCAUCAGCACUCCUCCCAACUCGGGCCCAACUCCUCCACCGAACAACCCUGGCCCCUCCCCAACAACUACAGCCGGAGGAGGAGGAGGAGGAAGCACCCCUGCCAAGCCAACUGCCUACCUCGAGGCAGCUUUCGGACAGUACUGGCCAAGCAAUGUGCUGUUCCCGGAUAACAAAUUCCGGUUCUAUGGCCACAAGUACGGCGACAACUACGAUGUGUGCGACGCCACAGCGCUAUUCUUCGUCGACGGAGAUGUUAACACUGCUAACACACCGUACCCUGAUGGAUCGUUCAAGAUACCUUCGUUCGAAGGCAACAACGAUUGCGUGUAUGUGGGAAAGAGAGACGCUGCGGGCACUCUGAACUGCGCUGGCUUCAAGAGCCCGGUCAAGUGCUUUGACAACUUCUAUGAGCGCCUGUGCUACGAAACGUCGGCUCCGAUUCAGAUCUGGUUCAAGGCUAGAUGCGAAUGGGGCCCCGAUCAAAUGAGUUCAUCUCCCCGGCUCCCGUCUGAUCCUGGAAGCGGUCUUCAACCCGGUGUGGGCGGUGGCUGCGGCUGGAGUACAAGCGAGAAGGGUAAGGUUGAAGAGGAGUGUCCAGUGAGACCGACUACCUCGUCUUGA